Molecule: messenger RNA, 728 nt
Organism: Capsaspora owczarzaki ATCC 30864
Lineage: Eukaryota; Filasterea; Ministeriida; Capsasporidae
Exons: 3
Coding region: 72-608 (178 amino acids)
Biological process (GO): lysosome localization
Cellular component (GO): BORC complex
Source: RefSeq, a predicted model, not a curated record
UCGAAAUCAAUUGUUGCAUCAGUCUCGUUUUUGUCUCAGUUUCGUACUUCUCAGAUCAGUCCAGUCACAAAAUGGCCAGCGAGCGGAGAUCGUUGCCGGGCUCACCCGCCCGAUCGCUCGCCAAGGAGCUCGUCUACCGAGAUGGCCACGACGAUGACAUGGAUCUACAGACAGAGCGCGGACUGAAGGCGUCGCGCGCAUCACCUGCCAUCAGCCCAGCAGCAGCGUCGGGACAGAGCCAGCUGCUUGACACGGCCCAGCUGAGCGCCGCUGCGACCGCCGCGAGUGCAACGGCAAGCGAGACUGCUGCACUGCUGCACAAGCUCGAAUUGGACGCCGCGCAGCUGGCGCAGGGCGUCGACGGGCUCGUCUCGUCGCUCACUUCGUCCGUUCAGGAUGCGAGUCGCAUUACGCGCGAUGCAAUGUCAGUCUACCGAUUAUCCAUUGACAAUAUGGGCGUUGCUGUCGACGAGUCCAUUCGGAACAUGUACUCCAUCAUGGCACAAGCAGAGGCGCUCGACAGUCGAAUGAAGCCAAUUGAAAUGAUGAUCCAGCAAAUAAAAGCAAUCCGAAAGACGCUAGACAUGUUAGAGUCAGCCUCCAAGUGAGCGGGCAUUUCGGCGAAAAAAAAACGAAAUCCGUCAAAAAAUCAAAGCAACGAUCAUCGUUGUUUUGGGGCUAUUAUUGUACAAAUACAAAGAAUUUCAAACAAAGCGCAAUAUCAUCAA